Messenger RNA from Miscanthus lutarioriparius, 1902 nucleotides. Lineage: Eukaryota; Viridiplantae; Streptophyta; Magnoliopsida; Poales; Poaceae. The record is from the annotation of a GenBank genome assembly.
AUGGCCAAUGUACGAGUUCUUAGUUCUUACACAGUGGACGACUCACAUGACACUCUAGUUAAUAAAAGUGAAGAGAAUGACUUUGAAAAGAAAGGCACUUCUGAUCCUGUGGUUUAUCAACUAGUUCGGGUUGAAGGUGAUGGAACACUUGUUCCUGCUACAGAGGAUGAUGUUUUGAAGUUUGAACAUUUCCUUCAUAAUGAGAAGGAUGAUCUUCCUCCUAUUGAAGAUGUAGGCCAUGUGGAAGAGUUUUUCAACAAUGAUUGCAUGUUACUGAAGAAGCCUGACUUGGAAGAUGGAUCUUCCAAAUUGGAGACUGUAGAAGUACACACACAAAAAUUGGGUACCGACUUAGAGGAAAACAGAUUACAGUCAUUGGAUGAUUCCCUUAGUCCUCCCUCAGAGUGUAGAGUUAUUCAUAGUCAGCAUUCAGAUAAAUUGCUUCCAGAACAAGGGGACAACGUCACUCGACAGGACAAUGCUUCAACUGAGACUACAAAAUCGACAGUGUUAAAUGACUCUUGCGGUGCUGAAAAAGACAAGGCUGAUGCCUGCUCAAGACCUGUUUGCGACACAUCUACAGACCCAUCUGUUUCUGGAGUUAAUAGUUCCAUGCCUGAUUUUUCCAUAUUAAGAGGAGAAGUCUGUUUGGAUGAUCUUACUAUUAGAGAACUUCAGGAGGCAUUUAUUGCCACAUUUGGCCGGCAGACUACUGUCAAAGACAAGAUAUGGCUCAAAAGACGGAUUACAAUGGGCUUGACUAAUUCCUAUGAUGUUCCAAGUUCAGGUUGUGUAGUUAAAGACUACAAAAUUGUUGGCAGGGAUACCAAAAAAGAUAUAUCAGACAUGGAUGAAAGAGCUAAGACUGGGCUUAGAGCUACUUCUCUAGUUAUAUAUCCAGGAAACGAAGGGGACUCACCAUCUAGCUCUUACUAUCAGAGCGAGGAUCAGCAAGAUUCUUCCAAGAGAGUUAAAAGAGUACAAAUCCAUAAUGAUGAACCACAAGGAAAUCUGCUAGGCGAGCAAUGCACUAACAAGCGAACUAGAAAGCCAACAAAAAGAUACAUAGAGGAGCUAUCAGACAUUGAGACUCAUGACUCCACUGUAAAAAUUUCUUCACCAGCAAAAAGGCCUGCACAUGAUGAAGUGUUAAUGAAACUGCGGGUCACACCUUUCAAUGAGGCUGAUUCUCUGGGCACGAUCUAUCCUACUAGAAAGGAUACCCUUGGAGGAUUUAGUGUACAUGUUCCUUACGUUUCAAGGAUGAGAAGGGGGCGCCCUAGGAAGGACUUCAUUUCAUUUGCGGAUAAGGAACCCUCAGUUGAACCUAAAGGGAUUCAGACAGCAGUUGAGAUGAUAUUAGCGAAGGAUGGUGACAAGGGAAACCACCUUUGGAAAGCACCUGAAGUUCCACUAAAGGUAAGUUCUGAGAAAGGGCAUAUAGAAGCAGUUGAUAGUAAAGGGGUUCGAAACCUACAAGCAAAGGUCUACAGUGCUGUUGCCAAGCCUAAAAUAAAGCGGGGUUUAACGCGGAAGCAUCAUCGAGCGUGGACAUUGUGUGAGGUCGUGAAGCUGGUUGAUGGUGUGGCUCGGUUUGGAGCUGGCAAGUGGUCUGAGAUUAGAAAACUGUCCUUUGCCUCAUAUUCUUACCGCACUUCAGUGGAUCUCAAGGACAAAUGGCGUAACCUGAUCAGAGCAACCAAGACACAGCUUCCGGCACAAAAAGACGGUGCCUGUCCGCGGAAGAUUAACCCUUGUAUCAUACCAAUACCACCAUCCAUUUUGUUGCGAGUGAAGGAGCUAAACGAGCUGCAGUUGCAAGGGGGUGGCUUCACAGCCCCAGUCAAGUUCUCUGGGCAGGACAGCAAGGUUCUACAGGGAAAAGGGUCAGGUUUUUUGUGA